Molecule: messenger RNA, 3207 nt
Organism: Alligator sinensis (Chinese alligator)
Lineage: Eukaryota; Metazoa; Chordata; Crocodylia; Alligatoridae
Gene: SLC12A5
Product: solute carrier family 12 member 5
Exons: 21
Coding region: 1-3207 (1068 amino acids)
Biological process (GO): chloride ion homeostasis; potassium ion import across plasma membrane; cell volume homeostasis
Cellular component (GO): membrane
Molecular function (GO): potassium:chloride symporter activity
Source: RefSeq, a predicted model, not a curated record
AUGAGCCAGAGGUUCACCGUCACCGCGCUGUCCCGGGAGGGCGCGGCCCCGGGCAGGCCGGGCGCUGCGGCCCCCCACACACCCCCUGGCCCGCUGCAGGGCGCCCGCACCCGUGGCCUCCCCGGAGAAGACGGCAGAGGCGAUGGCAACCCCAAGGAGAGCAGCCCCUUCAUUAACAGCACGGACACGGAGAAGGGCAAGGAGUACGAUGGCAAGAACAUGGCCCUCUUCGAGGAGGAGAUGGACACCAGCCCCAUGGUGUCGUCCCUGCUGAGCGGCCUGGCCAACUACACCAACCUGCCGCAGGGCAGCCGCGAGCACGAGGAGGCCGAGAACAACGAUGGCAGCAAGAAGAAGCCCGUGCAGGCGCCGCGGAUGGGCACCUUCAUGGGCGUGUACCUGCCCUGCCUGCAGAACAUCUUCGGGGUCAUCCUCUUCCUGCGCCUCACCUGGGUGGUGGGCAUCGCCGGCAUCAUGGAGUCCUUCUGCAUGGUCUUCCUCUGCUGCUCCUGUACGAUGCUGACGGCUAUCUCCAUGAGCGCCAUCGCUACCAAUGGAGUGGUGCCAGCGGGCGGCUCCUACUACAUGAUCUCGCGCUCCCUGGGCCCCGAGUUCGGCGGGGCCGUGGGGCUGUGCUUCUACCUGGGCACCACCUUCGCUGGGGCCAUGUACAUCCUGGGCACCAUCGAGAUCCUGCUGGCCUACAUCUUCCCGGCCAUGGCCAUCUUCAAGGGGGAGGAUGCCAGCGGGGAGGCGGCAGCCAUGCUCAACAACAUGCGCGUCUACGGCACCUGCGUGCUCACGUGCAUGGCCACCGUCGUCUUCGUUGGCGUCAAGUAUGUCAACAAGUUCGCCCUGGUCUUCCUGGGCUGCGUCAUCCUCUCCAUCCUCGCCAUCUACGCCGGCGUCAUCAAGUCCGCCUUCGACCCGCCCAGCUUCCCGAUCUGCCUGCUGGGCAACCGGACGCUGUCGCGCCACGGGUUCGACACGUGUGUCAAGCUGGUGGUGGAGGGCAACGAGACCGUGGGCUCCAAGCUCUGGGAGCUGUUCUGCACCUCCCGCUUCCUCAACGCCACCUGCGACGACUACUUCACCCACAACAACGUGACCGAGGUCGAGGGCAUCCCCGGGGCCGCCAGCGGCCUCAUCCAGGAGAACCUCUGGAGCACGUACCUGGCCAAAGGCGUGAUCGUGGAGAAGCAGGGGAUGCCCUCGGUGACCCCCUCGGACGCCCCCGUGGACCUGGACCAGCCCUACGUCUUCAGCGACAUGACCUCGUACUUCACCCUCCUAGUGGGCAUCUACUUCCCCUCCGUCACAGGAAUCAUGGCCGGCUCCAACCGCUCGGGCGACCUGCGCGACGCCCAGAAAUCCAUCCCCACCGGCACCAUCCUGGCCAUCGCCACCACCUCGGCUGUCUACAUCAGCUCGGUCAUCCUCUUCGGAGCCUGCAUCGAGGGCGUCGUUCUGCGGGACAAGUUCGGCGAGGCGGUGAGUGGGAACCUGGUGGUGGGCACGCUGGCCUGGCCGUCGCCCUGGGUCAUCGUCAUCGGCUCCUUCUUCUCCACGUGCGGGGCAGGGCUGCAGAGCCUCACGGGCGCCCCGCGCCUCCUCCAGGCCAUCUCCCCGGACGGCAUCGUCCCCUUCCGGCGGCCGCAAAAGCCGAUGGAUGUGGGGGGCCAGCCCCUCAGCCACAGCCCGAACGGGGCCCCCUCCCCACGAGCGGCUCAGCCUCUGCCCUGUCCCCCCCGCAGGUUCUUCCUGAUGUGCUACAUGUUCGUGAACCUGGCCUGCGCCGUGCAGACGCUGCUGCGCACGCCCAACUGGCGGCCCCGCUUCCGCUACUACCACUGGACGCUGUCCUUCCUGGGCAUGAGCCUCUGCCUGGCCCUGAUGUUCAUCUGCUCCUGGUACUACGCGCUGGUGGCCAUGCUCAUUGCCGGGCUCAUCUACAAGUACAUCGAGUACCGGGGCAGCCCGCACUCCCGGCGGCAGGGGUCCAGCCGUGCUGCCCUCCCCUCCCCACCCCACGCCCCCCUGGCUGCUGGCCCCGGCUCCCCUGGCCUCCUGCCCGGGUCCCGCCGUGCCGUGCCCAGCGUGGGGGCUCGUGCCGGGUCCGUGCGUGCCAGGAGCGCCCGGGGCGUUGGGUCUGAGUGCAGCCCUCUGUCCCACCAGUCCAUCCGCCGCCUGAUGGAGGCCGAGAAGGUGAAGGGCUUCUGCCAGGUCGUGAUCUCCUCCAACCUGCGCGACGGCAUGUCCCACCUCAUCCAGUCCAGUGGGCUGGGGGGGCUGCAGCACAACGCGGUGCUGGUGGGCUGGCCGCGCAGCUGGCGCCAGAAGGAGGACCACCAGACCUGGAGGAACUUCAUCGAGCUGGUGCGGGAGACCACGGCCGCGCACCUGGCACUGCUGGUCACCAAGAACGUGGCCAUGUUCCCGGGGAACCAGGAGCGCUUCGCCGAGGGCCACAUCGACGUCUGGUGGAUCGUGCACGACGGUGGCAUGCUGAUGCUGCUGCCCUUCCUGCUGCGGCACCACAAGGUACCGCUGCCUGCCGCCAGCUGGGGCGGGGCGCGGGCAAUGCCCCAGUUUGCCCUUGGUGCUGCUUUGUGGCCGGGAGCCUUGACUCCCCCAGCCCAAAUCUCUGGGCUGCUUUUGGAAGGGGGGGUCGAGGUGGUCGAGAUGCACGAGAGCGACAUCUCGGCCUACACCUACGAGAAGACGCUGGUGAUGGAGCAGCGCUCCCAGAUCCUCAAGCAGAUGCACCUGACCAAGAACGAGCGGGAGCGGGAGGUGCAGCUCAUCCACGACAAGAAUGCCACGGCCUUCUCCAGCAGCUCCCCGUCGCCUGCGGAGGAGGCUGAGCCGGCCCCCGAGAAGGUGCAUCUCACCUGGACCAAGGAGAAGUCUGUGGCUGAAAAGAACAAGAGCAAGAGCCCCGUCAGCCCCGAGGGCAUCAAGGACUUCUUCAGCAUGAAGCCGAACCAGUCCAACGUGCGGCGGAUGCACACGGCCGUGAAGCUCAAUGAGGUCAUCGUCAAGAAGUCCCAGGACGCCAAGCUGGUCCUGCUCAACAUGCCUGGGCCACCCCGCAACCGCAAGGGCGACGAGAACUACAUGGAGUUCCUGGAGGUGCUGACGGAGCACCUGGACCGGGUGCUGCUGGUGCGCGGCGGGGGCCGGGAGGUCAUCACCAUCUACUCGUGA